Messenger RNA from Dermochelys coriacea (leatherback sea turtle), 4395 nucleotides. RefSeq lists its product as uncharacterized. NCBI's taxonomy places the organism in Eukaryota, Metazoa, Chordata, Testudines, Dermochelyidae. Gene Ontology annotation, molecular function: protein binding. The coding region runs from base 239 to 4246 and encodes 1335 amino acids. The record is from RefSeq and is a predicted model, not a curated record. The transcript is spliced from 12 exons.
CCUUAGCAUCUAAAUAGAUUUGAAAAUCUGGCGCUGAUUGACCAAGUGAAACAACUAGAUGCUCAAGCUCCUAUUUCCAAUUCAGAAUUCCGAUCAGUGGGCUUAUGGACUCGGAAAGAGAAGCCAAGUUAGAGAAAAGAAAACAACCUUGCAGUUGAAUAGGGAAUAAUUUUUAUGAUUCAAUGGUUUUUUUUCCCCACCCAGGAGAGUAAAAUCUGGAUGUCCUCAGGUCUCAGAAAUGAGCAGAAAGAGAAGAAAAAGCUGCAAGGGCAGAAAAAGCUCAGAUCCCAGAGAAUAUGAACAUUUGCCAGCUGUUUGUAAAUGCCAGCAAAAUGUAAAAGGCCUUAAAAAUAAAGCGGAUGAGGACCCAGUGGAAGCUAAUUUCCCUGAGCCAGUGGACAUGGAGAGAUCUGAAGAAAACAGGAAAGAUCACUCUUGUACACCAUUGACUGGGCAACAGAAUAAUUCAGGUGAAUGUGAAGAUAAAGAACAAGAAAAUACAGAUGACAGUGAAAAAGAAGGAGGGAAGGAAAAAGAUUGCCCUCCACCAUCAUUCUCUCAUAGUCAGGAAGAGGUCCUUGCAGUGGUAACCUUCGAUGAAUCAGAAGCCUUAUCAACAGGAAAAAUUACAUUGAAGCACAACCCAAGCUCUGCAGAACCCUUUGAUUUGGCUAGUGAAGUACUUACUGCAGAAUUAAAAUGUGGUGGUUUUAAUAUGAAAGUAGAAAUUAAGAAGGGCUUGUUAUUUGAUUCUGGAACAAGCCUUGUAAUUGAGAAAAAGAAAUGUCCAAAGAACAGAAAGUGCUAUCGUGACAAGCAAUAUCAGAAAAGCCACUAUUCCAAGUGCCAUAAGUGUCAGGAUCCAUCAACUGCCCAUUCUAUAGAUGAAAAUGAGAAUUACAAGGCAUCCUCUAAACACAAAAUACAAAUUACCAGCAACAAGAACACCUCACUGAAAGUGAGCAUUGUAGGAAAGGAAAUUAAAGUGAAAUACAACAAUAGAAAGCAGAAUCCAAUAAUUCAUAUAGAACCAGGUGAACACACACAGACAAGUGGCAAAACUUGCAGCAGGAAAUAUGGAAACACUUAUUCCAGUGAUACAGAAUAUUCUGUAACAGAGGUAUCUUGCAGCACUGAUUAUGAAUCAGAUUUUAGCCUUCAUGAAAAGGAAGAGUCUUUUACAAACUAUACAUGUCCAGACUGGUAUCUACUUCUUCCUCCACCUGAAGAGUUUGCUGACAGCAAAGAAAUAUGUUUAGAUACCACUACAGAGGUUGCAUCCUUACUCCCAAUCAGUGAUCAAAAAGAACCUGACACCUUACCUGCAGUCUUACCAGCUUGGGAGGAAGGAAAUCAUAUCUGUAAACAAAAAGAACCUGGGACUGAAGAUUUUGCCAGUGAAAAGGAAGAUUUCUGUAAAGACAAGAUAUUUUUCUCAGAAUUUAGUUAUAAUGGGGGUUGUCCUUUAGAUACUAAUGGUUCAAGUGAAAAAAUCCUUGGUAAAGAACCUAUUGAUGAGGCCAAUGAAGCAGGGCAAAUAAGAAACAGUCUCAUUGACAUAAGGAACACUAUAUUAGCUUCACACCCGGAGCCAAAAGCAGUUAGAAGAAAAUCUUUUCCAGAUGUCACCAUUGAUGUAUUGUCACCAGUUCACCACAGAAGGGAUUCUGGCUUUUAUUCAUUGCCAUCUUUAUCCUUAAAAGUACUGCCCAAGCAGGCCAAAGCAGUAGAUGUUUACAGCAAGAAUACUCAGUCUCAUAACAGCUGUACAGAACUUUGUAAGUGUUUCAGCUUCACAUCAGUCAGCAGUCCGAGAGUGCUCAAAUCUUAUCAGUAUGCCUUCACCUCCUACAAUCAUGACAUGACCAUUUACCAUUCUGAGCUGGAAGGAAGUAUAGAUGAUGCUUUCUUCUUCACUCACUAUGAAGACUAUAUGGGGGACUGUAAAGAAAUGGAAGCGACAUUAGUGGAAACAUCUUAUUCCAACAUCAAUUCAAAUGUAGAACGAAAACUGGAGCAUAAAUACUCAGAGCCUCUCCAGAAUCUUGCUGUAUGUGAUGAACACAUUGAGUUUACAGAAAGUGGUUUUGAUGAGGAGACACUAGAAAGUGAUCAUCACUUUGAUGUACAAGGCGAUGUUGAAGUACGGAAUAAAGCCCUGAUAUUUCAAGUCCCUUCCCUUUCCAGAAGCCCUUCAAAUGGCCAUGUUAGUGACAAAAGCAUAGCUAAUACAGUAGCCAUAGACUGUGUCCAAAGCCAACAUUCAGCAUUACAACCAAGUAAGUGUGUUCAUCCAGCUACCCCAGAGCCUGAGGUAACAAUAAAGAAAUGGAAAGGAUCAGUGAUGACUGUAAAAACUGGAGAGCAAGAACAAAGGCUCAUCAUUCAAGGCGACAAUAAGGAGAUAGCUGAUUCCUUUGGCUCUGGGAUAAAAAAUGAGCCUAAGCUACCCCGCAGCAUACGAGAAAAAUCAUUUAUGUCCCUUUUAUUGGAUGCUGAGGAGUCAGAUAUAGAUAAUGAAUUACAGAGCUUUUCUGAGGUCCAGGACACAUCUAGGAAUAUUCCUGAUGAAGCCAAUUUCCAUGAUGAUUCCACACAUAUUACUUCAGUGUCCAGCUCCUCAGUGCAUCCUGAAGAUAAGCAAGUUUGCACUGAGGGUACAUUUACCAAAGAAACAAAAGAGAACCUUUGCAGUGAACAAGAGAUAACAAGCCAAAUAUCUGAUCAUUUAAGAACAGUGCCUGUAGCAUGUCAGAUAGAGCAGCUAGUUAAAUCCGGCUCUGAAGAAAUUGAGAAAAAAUGUGAGACAAAGGAUUGUUGCCAGAACACAUACACACCAAUGUCACCAAGAAAGCAGAUUAGUCAAAAAGAUUUGAAGUCAGAAGUGAAUAAGACCAUAAAGCUACCCGGUGAACCAGUGUUAAAAGAUACAAGAGCCAGUGAUAGCUCCCAGGAAGAAGCCCUAGACCGAUGGGCCAGGCAACGGAAGCAAUUCAAAGACAGUAAAAAGUGCAGUUCAACUGGAGGGAGCUCCAUAAACAGCACUAUCACUGAGAUAUCAAUAAACUCAGAGGAAGCCCGUUCAGUGGAUCUGAGUCUCCGUAGUGAAAAUGAGGAGAGAGGUUUCUACACAGAGAACUUUCAUUCAGCUUCGUGGGUUUUCAGAGGUGAUGAUAUCAGUCCAGAUAAUAGUCCUAGAUGUCUCAGCAAAAGGCCUAGGCCAGUAGCAGUUCGUGAACGAACAGUGAGGAUCACAAAAGGAACUGGUGAUUACCCCUGGGGAUUCCGAAUCCAGUUCUCAAAGCCCAUUCUUGUGACUGAAGUGGAUACUAACAGUGCAGCUGAGGAAGCAGGGCUUCAGGUGGGCGAUAUUGUGCUGGCUGUCAAUGGAACUGAUGUCACCAGCAUACCACAUUCACAAGCUGCAAAUCUGGCAAGAAAGGGCCCUGAUAUCUUGACUCUCUUGGUUGGAUCAGACAUCAGCCGCUGUCCCAGCACUCCCAGGCCAACAUGUCGAGGAUAUUUGCACAAGCGAACUCACUCGGGGAUACUGAAGGGCUGGAGGAAGAGAUGGUUUGUGCUGAAACAUGAUGGCUGCCUUUACUACUACAAACACAAGAAGGAUGAAGGAAAGUGCAAACCUCUAGAUGUAACAAAAUUAGAAGGUGCGGAAAUUGGUGUUGACAGCAGCCUGGGUAAACCAUUCGUGUUUAAAUGCAUGCCUCAAACCGGAAACAAGAUUUUCUACUUUUGUGCAACUUCAAACCAAGAGAUGAAGAGGUGGCUGGAGGCUAUGGAUAAAGCUGUGCAUCCUGUCCAUCAGAAACAUGUAUGGGUAGAUGUCACCCUGCACAACACCAGCCUUCCACCCCUCGCUAUCAAAAACCCAGAGUGUCUGGGUCUCCUCCACCAACUGGACAAAACCAGAGAUGUGUGGACUCAGCAUUACUGCAUUCUGAAGGAUGGCUGUUUGUAUUUUUAUGCUGGCAUUCGCUCCACACAUGCCCUAGGUGGGAUUUACCUGCAAGGUUACACUGUAAGCGAACAGUCACUUGGCUCCAGGAGAUCUGUAAUUGAAAUGAAACCCCCAUCUGAAGAGUUUCAAACCUUCUACUUAUGUGCAGAGACUGUAAAUGAAAACAAACGAUGGAUUACUGCUUUGAAAAUCUCAGUUAAUAAAUGGAUAACCCUACACCAGGCCAUUCAAGACUUCAUGAACCGACCACUGGAAGAGACAAAGAUGUGAAAAAAUAUAUAGUUUUUCUUCAUACUUUUCUUUAUAAUACAUUUCAAGACAAUAUAUCCCAACAGACGAGAUAUUUUAGCACCAGGUGAACUUUAGCCGUGGUAUGUACCACACAUCUUUUGUAAACGUUAGUAAAUAAAAGCUAAUUU